This is a messenger RNA of Heterostelium album PN500, 2499 nucleotides long. Its product is annotated as FNIP repeat-containing protein. Gene Ontology annotation, molecular function: ATP binding; protein kinase activity. The record is from RefSeq and is a predicted model, not a curated record. Gene Ontology annotation, biological process: protein phosphorylation. Bases 1 to 2499 code for a protein of 832 amino acids. The transcript has 4 exons. Lineage: Eukaryota; Evosea; Eumycetozoa; Acytosteliales; Acytosteliaceae.
AUGGAUAAGAGUGUAGAGAUAAUAGAUUGUAAUACAUUAAUAAAUGGAAGAAAUAUCUUUAAAUUUAUAAGUGAUUAUAAUUGUGGUGCAACAAUUCUAAUACAAAAUCAUUUGAGGGAUAUAGGUAGAGAAAUACACAAUAACACGAAAAUAAUUGGGAAUUUUGCUUUUGGAGUUAAAGACUUUAUUAUACCUGAUAUAGUCGACAUUCAAUAUCGCUUAAUAAUAAUAAGACCAAAUAAAUCGAUCUUCACAAAGUUAUGCAGCAAAUCACAUUCAUAUACAAUCAAUAUUAACGGAAUUGAUGGUGAUAUAAAUAAUGUAUCAAAUACACACAACGAUUCACAGCAAAAUCAUAUCAUCAAUAUAGAUGGUGAGAUGAACAGCGUAUCAAAACCAUAUAACAAUUCACAACAAAUUCAUAUCAUUAAUAAUAAAAGUUAUCGUACAUUAUCACAAUUUCCCAGUAACAAUGAUGUUUAUUUAGUUGAAAGUAAAGAUACAGAAAACAAACAGCUUUUGUAUGUAUACAAAAGAAUUAGUUAUAAAAAUAGUCAAGUAAUAUAUAAUAGAACAUCUGAGGAAAUCAGAGCAAUGAAACUACUCAAAGGUAAUCGAAGAUUUGUUCAACUUGUUGAUUAUUAUCAUGAUCAAAACAAUCAAAUCUUUCAUAUUAUCACUGAAUACUGUAAAGGUGGUGAUCUUUAUCAAAAACAUAAGCAUUUGACUGACUCUAACCUAAUAUUUGAAGAACCAGAGAUUUGGGAUUUUUUAGUACAACUUUUCAAUAUUCUUUUGGAUCUUGAAAAGCAUAGGAUAGUUCACAACGACAUUAAACCAUUAAACAUAUUCAUUGAAGGAGAUCUUCGAAAUUGGUCAUUGAUACUUGGUGAUUUUGGAGGUUGUCUAUUUCCUCCAAAAGGGCAAACCAUUGCGAAUGAAAUUGCUCAAAUCAUUGAAGAUAACUGUGUGAUUCCGAAACAGCAAGAUAAUGAUUUAUUAAGUGUCUUUACUCCUAAUUCAACAUUGAAAUCAGUUAUUUAUGGAACUCCUGGAUUUUUAGCACCAGUAAGUAAAAUUUAUUCAACUGAAUUCGUUAGAUAUCUAACAAAUCAUCCAGAUGAGAACAAGAAUCAUAGGGUUACUGAGUAUUAUACUCAAAUCCUGGAAUCAAAAGUUCCCUCCAUUUCAAAACGUAUAGUUUUCAUUUCAAAAGAGAGAUAUUCAGAAGAUUUGGCCAAUUUUAUUAGUCUACUAUUAGAUCCGAAUCCAAAGAAUCGAGAAUCUCUAAAAGGUUUGCUAAGCCAAUAUAUUAAAAGUAUCACCUUCAAUAAUAUAAUUAAAUUUGAUUUAAAUAUUAAAUUCGAUUAUAAUUCCAUUUUAAUGAAUACUCAAAAUAUUACAACAAUCAUAUUUGGUGACCAAUUUAAUCAGCAAUUACAUGGAAAUUCACUCCCACCCAACCUUAUAUCAUUAACAUUCGGAUGUUCAUACAAUCGACCAAUACCUAUCGGUGUACUUCCCAAGUCUCUUGUAUCUCUAUCAUUCGGCGAAGAUUUCAAUCAAAAAUUGGAGCCUGGAGCGUUACCAGAUUCUAUUGUAACAUUGAGGUUUGGGUAUGGAUUCAAUCAAGUUUUUACAAAAGGAGUGUUGCCUUCAUCACUAAAAUCAUUGACAAUGGGUGGCUACAACCAUGAACUUGAGGGUAAUGAACUACCACAGCAUCUUGAAGAGCUGGAGUUAAGUUUUUAUACUCAAAGCAUUCAAGCCGAGGUAUUUCCAAGCACAAUCAAAUCAUUAACUCUGGGUACCUUCUCAAAUGGUUUCGAUCAACAAUUGGCUGUUGGUGUGCUACCACAAUCUCUUGAACGUUUAAGAUUUGGUUCUUUUAAUCAAAAGAUUGGUACAGACGUUUUACCAAACACACUUAAAACAUUAUCUUUCGAUAGGAACUUUAAUCAGCCAUUUAAUAUUGGAGUUUUACCGCCUUCAUUAGAGUCACUUUCCCUGCCUCCAAAUUAUAACCAUGUUUUUAAACAAGAUGUACUGCCACAUUUAAUUAAGUCAUUAAAUUUAGAUGACUAUUCACAACCGAUUGGCAUUGGCGUGCUUCCAUCAUCCCUUUUACAAAUAACGAUAUUACAGUAUUCUCGGUCAACUAAUCAGAAUUUUGACUCUGGUAAACGGCAAAUAGUUUUGCAAAAUAAUAGAAUACCAUUACCAGAAUCACUUGAAUCAAUCAUAAUUGGCGUGUAUAAAGAUUUUAAGAAACAAGGAAUAUUACCAAAACUAGAAGGUCUCUUAAUUAAUGGAGAUGGACAGUUUUUGGAAGCUUUGAAAUUAACAGAUUCUCUGGAGGAGCUUCAAUUUAUUCAAGACUAUUAUCCAGAAUAUGCAACAAAUAUUAUCAAUUAUUUAUCAAAAUCUCCAAACUAUCAACUUCAAGGAAAAAAUAUUAUUGCUUUACUUGUUUUCAAAUACGAAAUAAAUAAAGAUUAA